AUGGCUGCUAAGGACAUACCCAGUGACCUCAAGAAGCAAAUGCAACGAGCGCUCGUCAAAGUGAGGAAAUACAAGAUUGCUCGAGAUCUUAUUCCUUAUUAUUCCAGCAUACUGAUAUUGUGGGAGAAUCCAGUGGUGAAGUUGUCGAUUUGA
This is a messenger RNA of Perkinsus marinus ATCC 50983, 153 nucleotides long. RefSeq lists its product as hypothetical. NCBI's taxonomy places the organism in Eukaryota, Perkinsozoa, Perkinsida, Perkinsidae. Bases 1 to 153 code for a protein of 50 amino acids. The transcript has a single exon. The record is from RefSeq and is a predicted model, not a curated record.